AUGUUAGACCUCCUCUUAGGACUAUACCUUGUACUCCAACGUAUUCCCUUGUACUCUGAGUUGCGCUAUCUCUGGCCUACGGAACACUCUUGUUCCAUGGACAGUCUUCGGGUUCAAAUACAUGGGCCUCAAACCCUCGAGAAUGCCUCGUCCGGCACCACUGGCAGAUCGUUAUAUUACUCUUGGAAAGUCAAAGAGCCCGGUAUAUUCUCCUUGAAGACAAAAGGUUUCGAUCCAGAGCGCGUAGCCGUCUCCUCCCCUGAAAUGAGUCGAUUGGUGCCGAUGUCUCAUGAUCUUUCGUCUUAUAUUCAAGGAAUUGGCAUUGCUCCGACCCAGGUAGAGGCUGUGACUCUCGAAGAGCUUCGCUCGACGCGUCAAAAGGAGGUCCGAGAAAUGGAAUCCCGGCGCGAUGAGAUGCUGCUCUCGAUCAAGGCUCUCUGUGAAGAUCUCCUGGCAAUGGAGGAAACUAUGGAAGGCAAAACAAGGGAGGCCGCAAUCCCACACCCUCCACUUCGCAAGGACUGCCCUCCAUUGAUUAUCUGUCGAGUAUGCACCCUCUGGAGGGAUAUUGCCAUCAAGGACCCUUUCUUGUGGACACACAUCGCGUUUGACUAUCCUGUGUGGGACGACUACAUCCACUCGGACGAGGAAUAUGGCUCGGACGGAGAGGAGUUGACGCCAUCCAGGGACGAGGGACCAGUGGUUGAAGAUUAUCAACGCCUCAUGCGAAGGGUGCAACUUUUUGUCCAACGCGCCGGAAACGCACCCCUCUCCCUUACCAUCGGCAACAACCCAACGGACAAGAUAAGAGUUGCCAAUCCCUCCCCAACACUCCAAGCCUGCAAACAGAAUGCCUUCAAGCUAAUGAUCUCCCUCUUCCCAAGAUGUCGCUCGGUCGAAUUUUACGCGGAACACGGGUGGGGCAUUUCGUUCUUCAGAGGGCUUGUUCAGGGCGUGUUUUCCAACUUGGAAAGACUCGAAAUCAACUUUUCGCACGAAUUAACCUCCAGUCCCCCUGCGGAGGCGAAAGUAUUCACACUUUCCUCGCAUCACAAUCCAACUCGAGAAAGAUGGAUGGAGGAUUCGCGCGGCCUGAUUCCUUUUUUAACUAUCGACGAGAACCAACAGAAGGAAGAGAACUUUUUGCCCCCUCUUCCACGAUUACGCACCCUCAUCUUGUACUACGGUGACAAGACAUUGGGCUAG
Cyclocybe aegerita is the source of this 1206-nucleotide messenger RNA. Lineage: Eukaryota; Fungi; Basidiomycota; Agaricomycetes; Agaricales; Hemipholiotaceae. The record is from the annotation of a GenBank genome assembly.